Rosa chinensis is the source of this 2033-nucleotide messenger RNA. RefSeq names its product pectinesterase. The transcript is spliced from 3 exons. Bases 48 to 1655 code for a protein of 535 amino acids. Gene Ontology annotation, molecular function: pectinesterase inhibitor activity; pectinesterase activity. Gene Ontology annotation, biological process: cell wall modification. The record is from RefSeq and is a predicted model, not a curated record. NCBI's taxonomy places the organism in Eukaryota, Viridiplantae, Streptophyta, Magnoliopsida, Rosales, Rosaceae.
UGGCUGUAACGUACCAGUUUGUUUGAUACCUCUAAAGUUUGAGAAAUAUGUUUCAGUUUGUGGUUUUAGGGUUUCUUUGGGUACUGGGAGGGGCCUCAGUGUCUGGGGCUGCCUUGGAGAAGUACCAAGUGCAUGUUAAAAAAGAAUGCAGCUUUACUAGAUAUCCCAGCAUUUGUGUUCAAACCUUGAUGGGGUUGGGUGGUUCUGGGCAACAGGAUCCUCAACAGGUUGAUAUAAUGUUGGCUCUUGUCAACAAGACCAUUUAUGAGACCCGGUUGGCCACCUCCGAGUUUUCCCAAUUCAGCUCCAAAGUAUCUGAAGUCCGUGAAGCUCAACCCGCUCACCAUUCUGUCAAAGACUACUGUGAAGAGUUAAUGACCAUGUCCUUGAAGCGCUUAGACCAAUCCCUGAUAGCUCUCAAGAAGUCUCCCUUGAAAAAAAAGCAAGACAUUCAGGCAUGGCUAAGUGCCGCCUUGACUUUCCAAGAAACGUGCAAGGACUACGCCGCCGACCACGGCCUCAGCCUCACUAGCUCCGAGAAUCUCAGGGUCGACCUUUCCAAGCGCAUAGAUUAUGCCUCUCAGUUGGGAAGUAAUCUAUUAGCUCUCGUCAACCGUGUUACAAGUAUCGGUACGCCGAAGAACACAAUUCGCGAUAAACAAGCAGAGGUUUUUCCCAAAUGGGUUUCGCCGAAGAACCGGAAACUACUUCAGGCAACCACAGUCAAAGCGAACGCAGUGGUUGCACAAGAUGGAUCAGGGAACUAUAAGACUGUGUCGGAGGCUAUUCAGGCAGCUUCAGGGGGUCGGUUUGUGAUUUAUGUGAAGGCGGGAGUUUAUAAGGAAAAGAUUAAGACUAACAAAGAUGGUAUUACGUUGAUUGGAGAUGGAAAGUAUUCGACUAUUAUUACUGGGGAUUCUAGCGUCGCUAAAGGUGCUUCGAUGCCUGGCUCAGCUACAUUCACCGUAACAGGAGAUGGGUUCAUAGCUCGAGAUAUUGGUUUCCAAAACACAGCAGGCCCUGAUGGAGAACAAGCCUUAGCUCUGUACAUCUCUUCUGAUCACUCAGUUCUCUACAAGUGUAGCAUUGUUGGCUACCAAGACACACUCUACGCACUCGCCCUCCGCCAAUUCUACAGAGAAUGUGACAUUCAUGGCAGCCUCGACUUCAUCUUCGGAAACGCCGCCGCCGUCUUCCAGAGUUGCAAUCUUAUCUUGCGCAGGCACAAGGGCUAUGUUGCUAUCCUGGCAAGCGGGAGGUCCGACCCGGGGCAAAAGACGGGCUUCUCUGUCCAGAACUGUAGGAUUCUGCCCGGGUCAGACUUAUCUCCUGUUAAACAUUCCUACAGUUCGUAUCUUGGGAGGCCAUGGAAGGCCUACGCUAGAGCCGUGGUGAUGCAGUCCAACAUAGACGACGUUAUCGCUCCCAGAGGCUGGGUCGAGUGGCCUGAGGCUGGAGGUUCCAGCCUCAAGUCACUCUACUUUGCGGAGUUCGCAAACAUGGGGCCUGGGGCUGGAGUGGCCCAGAGGGUGCAGUGGCCAGGGUUUCAUGUUAUUGGAGCUGAUAUUGCUGUUGAGUACACUGUAGGUAACUUUAUUGGUGGAACUUCAUGGCUGCCUUCGACUGGUGUGGCUUUUGUUUCUGGCCUCCAUUGAUCCAAUAAUUAGGUUGAAAAGACUUGUUACCUACAGUGAUGAUCGAAGGUCACACCACAUAUGCAAACCUUUUAUAAGAUUGCGACCAAAAUCUACAAAAUAACACUACUAAAAAAAAUUGCAUUUACUUCACAAGUUUACCACAACAUCAUUUUCCGUCGCAAAGAACUGAUUUUAGCGACGAAAGAUAUUCUGUAGUAAAGUUGUGAAAUUUAUGGUCCAUCAUCACCAGCAAAAGGUAAAUAAAACAAUUGAACCUGUACGUAGCUUUAGCUUCAUGUUGCUGUAAUUUGCGUACUGUUUAUAGUAGCUGGUUUGUGAAAUACACUAUAUUUGGUUUAUAUUUAAAUAGAAUAGUUGGUGUGAGUUAUGAACCAA